CUGCCAUUGGCUGACUUCAUUUCCCAGACUUAGCACAAUCUCAUCCGCUCUAAACAACCUCAUCAAAACUACUUUCUGGUCAGAGAGAAGCAAUAAUUAUUAUUAACAUUUAUUAACGAUCAAUAAACUUGAUUGCAUUAUGGCCAGCACUAUUAAGAAAACACCUGUAUCGUCAUAUCUGCUCCUGCAUUCUAUCUGAUGUGAUGUCACAUGUCACACAGUGUCUGGAGAACUUCAUUGGACACCUGUGAGAGAAUGAGAGUGAAAAGGGCAGAUCGCAUUUUAGUUUCUUAUGAACAUGGUUUUGAGCAGCAGGCUUCCUAAAGCAGGGUCUUGGGACCCCAGAGGCUUCCUGGACCACACUUGAGAACCACUGACCCACCAGGCUCAGUCUGGUAUCUGGAAUCCCACCAAGGGGAUACAGCAGUGGACAAAAUGAAUACAUUUCCUGCACCCCACCUCCGCCCGCCCCCCGGAGUUUAUAGAUGAUGCAUUGAGUGUUGGAAUUGGGUUUGAAGGUGCCUGUGAAGGCUUUCCUGGUGACUUGAGGAAAAUACAGCAGCAGAUGAGGAGCUUCUCUUCCCUGAUGUGGAAAGAAGACAAUUCCAGAGCUCUGAGAAUUAGAGCAUCCCCCAGACAAAGCAGAGCUGGGAGCAAUUAGUUCUUCUAGAUGCCUCCUUCCUAAAAUAAAUUUAGUACUUUGUUUAAAGAGGAAAUAUCUGGUCACUUGCAUCAUUGCCCAAGCUCUGAAACCUGGACUCCAGUGUGACAUGGGCAGAAAGGAAGUGAUGCCUGCAGCCCGCCCUUCACCACCCAGAGCACAUGAAAACCUCAGCCUCAGACCCACUGGCCGGUCCAUGAACUGACGGCGAUUUCAGGGCAGGGUGAGGCUUUGGAGCUGUUUUUCCAUUUGGCUUCCAGAGGAAGCCUUGUCGGUUGUGAGCGAGGACCAGUCUUUGUUCGAGUGUGCCUACGGAACGCCACACCUGGCAAAGACGGAGAUGACCGCCUCCUCCUCCAGUGACUAUGGGCAGACGUCCAAGAUGAGUCCGCGCGUCCCCCAGCAGGACUGGCUGUCUCAAGCCCCGGCCAGAGUCACCAUCAAGAUGGAGUGUAAUCCCCACCAGGUGAACGGCUCAAGGACCUCCCCCGAUGAAUGCAGCGUGGCGAAAGGCGGGAAGAUGGUGGGAAGCCCAGACACCAUCGGCAUGAGCUACGGCAACUACAUGGAGGAGAAGCACAUCCCACCCCCAAACAUGACCACCAGCGAGCGCAGGGUCAUCGUCCCAGCAGAUCCAACACUUUGGAGUACAGACCAUGUCCGGCAGUGGCUGGAGUGGGCAGUGAAAGAAUACGGCCUUCUUGAUGUCGACGUCUUGUUAUUCCAGAACAUCGAUGGGAAGGAGCUGUGCAAGAUGACCAAGGAUGACUUUCAGAGGCUCACCCCAAGCUACAAUGCUGACAUCCUUCUUUCCCAUCUCCACUACCUCAGAGAGACUCCUCUUCCACAUUUGACUUCAGAUGAUGUUGAUAAAGCCUUACAAAACUCUCCGCGGUUAAUGCAUGCUAGAAACACAGGGGGUGCAGCUUUUAUUUUUCCAAAUACUUCAGUAUAUCCUGAAGCUACGCAAAGAAUUACAACUAGGCCAGAUUUACCUUACGAACCACCCAGGAGGUCAGCCUGGACGGGUCACGGCCACCCCACACCCCAGUCGAAAGCUGCUCAGCCGCCUUCUUCCACGGUGCCCAAAACCGAAGACCAGCGUCCUCAGUUAGAUCCGUAUCAGAUUCUCGGACCAACAAGUAGCCGCCUUGCAAACCCAGGGAGCGGACAGAUCCAGCUUUGGCAGUUUCUCCUGGAGCUCCUGUCGGACAGCUCAAACUCCAACUGCAUCACCUGGGAGGGCACCAAUGGGGAAUUCAAGAUGACAGAUCCCGAUGAGGUUGCCCGGCGUUGGGGAGAACGGAAAAGCAAACCCAAUAUGAACUAUGAUAAACUCAGCCGUGCCCUCCGUUACUACUAUGACAAAAAUAUCAUGACCAAAGUCCAUGGGAAGCGCUACGCCUACAAGUUUGACUUCCACGGAAUCGCCCAGGCCCUCCAGCCCCACCCUCCAGAAUCAUCCCUAUACAAGUACCCCUCCGAGCUCCCUUACAUGGGCUCCUAUCACGCCCACCCACAGAAGAUGAACUUUGUAGCUCCCCACCCUCCUGCCUUACCUGUGACAUCUUCCAGUUUUUUUGCUGCCCCAAACCCAUACUGGAAUUCACCAACUGGAGGAAUAUACCCUAACACUAGGCUCCCAGCCAGCCAUAUGCCUUCUCAUCUGGGCACUUACUACUAAAGACCUAAUAGGAACCUUUCCCAACAGCGUGCAAUCACCAAUGAAUUGCAAUAAACGUUAACAAAGAACAUGAAUCAAAGUGCCUCAAAAGCAAUGAAAAUGGUUGACUGGGGCUGGGAAAGGAAGCCAGGGAAAAAAUCCAAAAGACUCUUAGAGGGAGGGAAUUACUAAAGUAUUACUACAGAAUAAAGAGGAAGAUAAAAAUGUAAUGUAUAUGGACAUAUAAUCUGUGGACCAACCUUGUAGAAGACAUUGUCAGCAGAAGUCAAAGUGCCAAAGAAAGUGGUCUAAAGAAGUGUACAGCUUUUACAGUAGAGUUUGAAAUCCUGCUAAUGCAAGCUGGGAUUAAACUAAAGCAAUAGGGAGAACACAGUUUUGACCUAACAUACCAUUUAUAAUGUCAUUUUAAGGAAAACUACCUGUAUUUAAAAAUAGAAACAUAUCAGGAAAAAGACGAGAGAGAUGAUGGCCGAUCCACAGACACUGAAAUGGAAUUCAUCGGCACUUGCUAUUUUGGUGGAAAUCAGAUUCAUUCCAUUUGAUGGGGAGCAAUCAGCUCUCUCAAACUGUGAAGAUGACCCAAAGUUUCCGACUCCUUUACAGUAUUACAGGAACUGUGAGCCAAAUGAUGGGACUGAGAAUGUGUACUGAGAGCGUGUGAUUGUUGACGGAGGGCUGGAGGAGGAAGAGGAGGAGGCAGAGAAGGAGCAGGCAAAGACUGGGAAAGAAACUUCUCAACCAGUGAGGACUGGACUUAGGACAAUUUGGGGACUGUGGCAAAUGAGUCAUGUAGACUUGAGGUUGAACGCAGUCAGUGUCAUACCAAACCUGGUGUUACAAAAAAGGACACAGUGUAACGGAGGAAGGGGAGGUAGUAGAAUUCAGAAACAAAAAUAUGCAUCUCUUUUUUGUUUGUUUGUCAAAAGAAAAUUUUAACUGGAAUUGUCUGAUAUUUAAAAGAAACAUUCAGGACCUCAUCAUGAUGUGGGGGCUUUGUUCUCCACGGGGGCAGGUAAGAGACAGCCUUCUUGGCUACCACCAUCAGAAAUCAUGUAGGCAUUUUGGUUAGGUGGGCUCCAGUGUUCCUUUUCGAGUCGCAGACGCUGUGCGUUUGUCAGAAUGAUGUAUACAAGUCAAUGUUUUGGUUUUUUUUUUUUUUUCCUUUUUAUAUAAUAUUAUAUAACUUAUGCAUUUAUACACUACGAGUUGAUCUCGGCCAACCAAAGACACAACACAAAAGAGACAAUCGAUAUCAUGUGGCCUUGAAUUUUAACUCUGUAUGCUUAAUGUUUACAAUAUGAAUUUAUUAGUUCUUAGAGCAGAAUGUAUGUAAUAAAAUAAGCUUGGCCUAGCAUGGCAAAUCAGAUUUA
Molecule: messenger RNA, 3715 nt
Organism: Choloepus didactylus (southern two-toed sloth)
Lineage: Eukaryota; Metazoa; Chordata; Mammalia; Pilosa; Megalonychidae
Gene: ERG
Product: ETS transcription factor ERG
Exons: 11
Coding region: 1002-2345 (447 amino acids)
Biological process (GO): cell differentiation; regulation of transcription by RNA polymerase II
Cellular component (GO): nucleus
Molecular function (GO): sequence-specific DNA binding; DNA-binding transcription factor activity, RNA polymerase II-specific
Source: RefSeq, a predicted model, not a curated record